Messenger RNA from Asparagus officinalis (garden asparagus), 1951 nucleotides. Its product is annotated as ankyrin repeat-containing protein At5g02620-like. The transcript is spliced from 4 exons. Gene Ontology annotation, molecular function: protein phosphatase regulator activity; protein phosphatase 1 binding. Gene Ontology annotation, cellular component: plasma membrane. Bases 301 to 1899 code for a protein of 532 amino acids. The record is from RefSeq and is a predicted model, not a curated record. NCBI's taxonomy places the organism in Eukaryota, Viridiplantae, Streptophyta, Magnoliopsida, Asparagales, Asparagaceae.
AUUAUUUAAUCAUUGUACAUCGAUGGAUUUCUUUAAGGAUCCCUAUUACAUUUCUUACGUAAUAAUCAAAGUAACCAAACGCUUAUGCCCGUGUAUAGAAUGGCUUUAAACUUUUCAUUCAAAAGGAGGAGGAGGAGCAGCAGAAGAAGAACAAGAGGAAAUGGGGUCCUUCCAAUUUUAAUAAGGGAGCUCAUCUCUCAAUUUCAACAAAUGGGUCGAUCAAAAGCGGUUUCAUGAUGUGGAAAUCAUAAAGGGAAACCAUCUGUAUCGAACUGUGGAGUGAUUUCAAAAGGUGGGAACAUGGAUUCAGCCAUCGGGCAGCAGAGCUUUCGUAGGAAGAAGAUGACGAAGCAGUUGACAGGAAAGAGAGAUGACACUCCUCUGCAUACAGCAGCGAGAAAUGGGAAUCUUGGUUUGGUUAAUGCGAUGAUUUCAAGCGCAGAUGAAGAAGAAUUGAGAGAGUUAUUGACAAAGCAGAAUCAAGCGGGAGAGACUGCUCUCUUUGUUGCUGCAGAGUAUGGAUAUAUUGACGUAGUGAAUGAGAUGAUUAAGUAUUAUGAUGCUGGAACUGCUGGAAUAAAGGCGAAGAAUGGUUUUGAUGCUUUGCACAUUGCGGCCAAGCAAGGGGAUGUAGACGUUGUGAAGGAACUUCUCAAUGCUCUUCCAGAACUCAGCAUGACUGUCGACUCCACAAACACCACAGCUUUACACACUGCAGCAACGCAAGGACAUAUCGAAAUGGUGAAUCUCCUGAUGGAAGCUGACUCAAGCAUGGCACUAAUUGCAAAGAGCAAUGGAAAAACUACCCUACAUUCUUCUGCAAGAAAUGGACACUUGGAAGUGGUAAAAACUCUUCUUGCUAAGGAACCUGGAAUAAUUACGAGAACUGAUAAGAAAGGACAGACUGCACUUCAUAUGGCAGCCAAGGCAACAAAUUUGGAGAUAGUUGAUGAACUUCUUAAGGGGAUACCACCUGUAGUUAAUUUUCUGGAUACAAAGGGAAAUACGGCAUUGCAUAUUGCAGCUAGAAAGGGCAGAGAACAGAUAGUAAAGAGACUACUAAACUUCAAGGACACAGACACCAAAGUCAUCAACAAAUCCGGAGAAACUGCCCUCGACACAGCAGUAAAAAUGGUAAACACCGCCAUCUCCUCCAUUCUAACAGAGCACGGGGUCCAAAGUGCAAAAACCCUACAACCUGCAAACCCUGCACGAGAACUAAAGCAAACAGUCAGCGACAUAAAACACGAGGUACAUUCCCAACUCGAGCACUCUCGUCAGACUCGAAAACGAGUCCAAGGAAUCGCCAAAAAAAUCAACAAACUCCACAUUGAAGGCCUCAAUAAUGCAAUAAACUCCACCACAGUAGUUGCUGUUCUUAUAGCAACUGUCGCCUUUGCUGCAAUAUUUACCGUCCCUGGUGAGUAUAUCCAGCAUAAAGAUCUUGCUCCAGGACUUUCUUUAGGAGAAGCUCAUAUUGCACAUGAGACGGCGUUUAUGAUAUUUUUCGUAUUUGACUCUGUCGCACUUUUCAUAUCUUUAGCGGUUGUGGUAGUGCAAACAUCUGUGGUGGUUAUAGAGAGCAGUGCGAAGAAGAAGAUGAUGGCGAUUAUUAAUAAGCUGAUGUGGCUCGCUUGUGUUCUCAUAAGUGUAUCUUUUCUCGCGCUGUCUUUUAUUGUUGUUGGUCCUCAUGGGAAGUGGUUGGCUAUUGGAGUGACAUUUAUAGGAACCACAAUAUUGGCGACGACUCUUGGUACCAUGUUGUAUUGGGUGAUUGCACACAGGAUGGAGUCUAGAAAGCUGAGGAGUAUCAAGAAAUCUUCACUGAGUAGGUCAUUUUCGAGGUCAUUGUCUGUGAUAGAGGACGUGGAUGAGUGCAAGAAAAUGUAUGCAAUUUGAGAAUGUAAAACUCGAGUCUAACCUAUUUAUAAAAUUUUAGUGUAGUUUUGUA